Molecule: messenger RNA, 435 nt
Organism: Aspergillus welwitschiae
Lineage: Eukaryota; Fungi; Ascomycota; Eurotiomycetes; Eurotiales; Aspergillaceae
Exons: 2
Coding region: 233-433 (66 amino acids)
Source: RefSeq, a predicted model, not a curated record
GUCCACUGGUUGAGGGGGAGUUAAUUUUUCCUGCAUCGAAGUGUUUCUAUCGGGGAUUUUUCUUCUUAUCGGGUGGGGAUAGGUCGGUAACUAUAAUUAUUAUGCCGGCUUACUGUACGGUUAGUUUAUGAUUAGGAUUGCGUGAUUCGUAGUUGGCAGGAUUAAGGACAGGGGUUGCAUUGGAAUGCUCGUAGGCGCAGGUUAGUAAUCUGCUACAUUUGUUGCUGAGGAAAUGCAUCGCUACUUACUAGUAGUAGUCCUUACUAUCGGUGCUGACUGCUGUCCAGUAGUCCUACGGGGUGGGAAGAAGCUGACCGGAAACAGAAAGCAUCGCGGAAACAUACGGAGUACAAUGCAAAUUAGUAAUACUCCAGUUGGCUUACCGAAAAAUACACGAGCACAAAUAAGCACAAAUAAAGUUAUGCAAAACUGAUU